CGCAAUAGCCAUCCAAGUCUGCCCGAUUACUAGGUGCUGGGUAUUGCGACGCGCCCAGGUUCCCACGACGGCGGUCCUUUGGCUUGCCGCCUUGUCGCUGGUGAUCAGAUGAACGGGGGAGAGUCGGGUACACGCGAAGUCACCAAAGACUUGCGCUCUGGUCCUACCUUGGCCCCGCCGGGGGGUAGACAGCAGCCUUGCCCGCCGUCGCGAUCUCCCUAUGGCGCUGCAACAGCUCGAUCGAGCCGACAGGCUCUAGGUACCGUGUUCCUGCUUUGGUACCUUGGAGUACCCGUCCCGGGCGCGCCCGCCAACCCCAGGUACCUUCGCGCACCGUUUUCUGCAAGCACUUACACGGGCUUGCUUCUGGUCCGCCAACCGCGAGUGUGGCUGUCUCUUGGGUCGCUCGACAGUAGGUUUGCCCGUCAGCGCUCUGGCACUCAGGCUCUCUGGCACUCAGGAUCUCUGGUCCUCGCCCCUCCACCCUCCACCCCUCGCCCUCGCCUGUUUCUCCAGAUGCAUCACUUGACAGCAAGAGUGGUCGACAACCGCUCCAGGCCCAUCUCAUGAGGCAGGUGCCGCUGUUGGCGUGGUCUCCGUACUGGUAGCACCCCAUAACUCGCUUAUCGUCAUGCUGUUCUCCGGCUGCAUGGUAGGGCUCGUUUCAUAUUUUAAUCUCCAUCCGGCCUGUUGUUUUGUAUCCUUCCAUGCGUUUUCCAGGCAUUCCUCUCUUUGGACAGUCGGCUUUUCCAGCCUCCUCUUUGGGUUAAUCCGCCCAGGAUUCUCGAAUUUGAUAAUUUGUUCUACCAGUAACCC
Molecule: messenger RNA, 816 nt
Organism: Lasiosphaeria miniovina
Lineage: Eukaryota; Fungi; Ascomycota; Sordariomycetes; Sordariales; Lasiosphaeriaceae
Exons: 2
Coding region: 109-570 (153 amino acids)
Source: RefSeq, a predicted model, not a curated record